CCUCGCUCCCUCUCCCGUAAUGAGGGGGCUGAGCUGUCCCUCCGAGGAGGGGGCCUGGUGUGGAUAAAAGAGACGAAAAAGCCGGGGGAGGUUUCCAAAAAUAAAACCGUCCGGGUCCCCUUCAGACGGCUGCAGGCACGGGGAGGAGGCGCGAAGGUGCGGCAGCAGUGAGAGCCCAGCUGGAGUAGGAGCGCUGACUCCAGGCUUGGGGCGCGCAGCCCUCGCUCCGCGGAGAACCGGGCCCCCAGUCGGCCGCUUCAGGGCCCCUAGACUCAGAGAAGCCGGCCGCCGGGCGGGGCCCGGAGAACAGCCCGCGGGCGUCCAGCGCGCCGACCACAAAGCUCUUCGCGGUGCCCGCGCGCUCCACUCUCCAGCCGCCCCCGCGCCAUGAGGCCGCGGACCAAAGCCCGCAGCCCGGGGCGCGCCCCGUGGAACCCCUGGAGAGGCUUCUUGCCGCUCACCCUGGCUUUCUUCGUGGGCGCGGGUCAUGCCCAAAGGGACCCCGUAGGGAGAUACGAGCCGGCUGGCGGAGACGCGAAUCGACUGCGGCGUCCUGGGGGCAGCUACCCGGCAGCGGCUGCAGCCAAAGUGUACAGUCUGUUCCGGGAGCAGGACGCGUCUGUCGCGGACUUGCCGCCGGUGGAGCGGGCCCAGCUGGGCUGGGGAAUCCCCAGGAGGCCCACCGAGACGGAGGCCAGGAGGCCGUCCCGCGCGCAGCAGUCGCGGCGUGUCCAACCACCUGCGCAGACCCGGAGAAGCACUCCCCUGGGCCAGCAGCAGCCGGCACCCCGGGCCCGGGCCGCGCCGGCUCUCCCACGCCUGGGGAUCCCACGGCGGUCCGGGGCUGCGCCCCCAACCCCGCCGCGAGGGCGGCUCACGGGGAGGAACGUCUGCGGGGGACAGUGCUGCCCAGGAUGGACAACAGCAAACAGCACCAACCACUGUAUCAAACCCGUGUGCCAGCCGCCGUGCCAGAACCGGGGCUCCUGCAGCCGCCCUCAGCUCUGCGUCUGCCGCUCCGGUUUCCGUGGAGCCCGCUGCGAGGAGGUCAUUCCCGACGAGGAGUUUGACCCCCAGAACUCCAGGGUGGCACCUCGACGCUGGGCCGAGCGUUCACCCAACCUGCGCAGGAGCAGUGCGGCCGGAGAUGGCACCUUGGCCAGAGCACAACCGCCAGCACCACAGUUGCCGUCCGCACCACAAUCGCCGCCCGUACCACAGUCGCCGCCAGCUGGGACCCUGAGUGACCUCAGCCAGACCCACCCUUCCCAGCAGCACGUGGGGUUGUCCCGCACCGUCCGACUUCACCCGACUGCCACGGUCAGUAGCCAGCUCUCUUCCAACGCCCUGCCCCCGGGACCAGGCCUUGAGCAGAGAGAUGGCACCCAGCAGGCGGUACCUCUGGAGCACCCCUCAUCCCCCUGGGGGCUGAACCUCACGGAGAAAAUCAAGAAGAUCAAGAUCGUCUUCACUCCCACCAUCUGCAAGCAGACCUGUGCCCGUGGACACUGUGCCAACAGCUGUGAGAGGGGCGACACCACCACCCUGUACAGCCAGGGCGGCCAUGGGCACGAUCCCAAGUCUGGCUUCCGCAUCUAUUUCUGCCAGAUCCCCUGCCUGAACGGAGGCCGCUGCAUCGGCAGGGACGAGUGCUGGUGCCCCGCCAACUCCACCGGGAAGUUCUGCCACCUGCCUAUCCCGCAGCCGGACAGGGAGCCUCCAGGGAGGGGGUCCCGCUCCAGAGCCCUGCUGGAAGCCCCCCUGAGGCAGUCCACUUUCACACUGCCACUCUCCAACCAGCUGGCCUCUGUGAACCCCUCCUUGGUGAAGGUGCACAUUCACCACCCGCCCGAGGCCUCAGUGCAGAUCCACCAGGUGGCCCGGGUGCGGGGCGGGGUGGAGGAGGCCCUAGAGGAGAACAGCGUGGAGACCAGACCCCCGCCCUGGCUGCCUGCCAGCCCUGGCCACAGCCUCUGGGACAGCAACAACAUCCCAGCUCGGUCUGGAGAGCCCCCUCGGCCACUGCCCCCAGCAGCACCCAGGCCUCGAGGACUGCUGGGCCGGUGUUACCUGAACACUGUGAACGGACAGUGUGCCAACCCUCUGCUGGAGCUGACCACCCAAGAGGACUGCUGUGGCAGUGUGGGAGCCUUCUGGGGGGUGACUUUGUGUGCCCCAUGCCCACCCAGACCCGCCUCCCCGGUGAUUGAGAAUGGCCAGCUGGAGUGUCCUCAGGGAUACAAGAGACUGAACCUCACUCACUGCCAAGAUAUCAAUGAGUGCUUGACCCUGGGCCUGUGCAAGGAUGCGGAGUGUGUGAACACCAGGGGCAGCUACCUGUGCACAUGCAGACCUGGCCUCAUGCUGGAUCCAUCGCGGAGCCGCUGUGUGUCGGACAAGGCCAUCUCCAUGCUGCAGGGACUGUGCUACCGGUCGCUUGGGCCUGACACCUGCACCCUGCCUUUGGCCCAGCGAAUCACCAAGCAGAUAUGCUGCUGCAGCCGUGUGGGCAAAGCAUGGGGCAGCGAGUGUGAGAAAUGCCCUCUGCCUGGCACAGAGGCCUUCAGAGAGAUCUGCCCUGCCGGCCACGGCUACACCUAUGCCAGCUCCGACAUUCGCCUGUCCAUGAGGAAAGCCGAGGAGGAGGAACUGGCAAGGCCCCCAAGAGAGCAAGGGCAGAGGAGCAGCGGGGCACUGCCUGGGCCAGCAGACAGACAGCCACUCCGGGUCAUCACAGACACCUGGCUCGAGGCCGGGACCGUCCCUGACAAGGGUGACCCUCAGGCUGGCCAGGUCACGACCAGUGUCACCCAUACACCUGCCUGGGUCACAGGGAAUGCCACAACCCCACCAAUGCCUGAACAGGGGAUUGCAGAGAUACAGGAAGAACAAGUGACCCCCUCCACCGAUGUGCUGGUGACCCUGAGCACCCCAGGCAUUGAUAGAUGUGCUGCUGGAGCCACCAACAUCUGUGGCCCUGGAACCUGUGUGAACCUCCCAGAUGGAUACAGAUGUGUCUGUAGCCCCGGCUACCAGCUGCACCCCAGCCAGGCCUACUGCACGGAUGACAAUGAGUGUCUGAGGGACCCCUGCAGGGGAAAAGGGCGCUGCAUCAACCGUGUGGGGUCCUACUCCUGCUUCUGCUACCCUGGCUACACGCUGGCCACCUCGGAGGCCACACAGGAGUGUCAAGAUAUCAAUGAGUGUGAGCAGCCAGGGGUGUGCAGCGGGGGGCAGUGCACCAACACCGAGGGCUCAUACCACUGCGAGUGUGAUCAGGGCUACAUCAUGGUCAGGAAAGGACACUGCCAAGAUAUCAACGAAUGCCGUCACCCCGGUACCUGCCCUGAUGGGAGAUGCGUCAAUUCCCCCGGCUCCUACGCUUGUCUGGCCUGUGAGGAGGGCUACCGGGGCCAGAGUGGGAGCUGUGUAGAUGUGAAUGAGUGUCUGACCCCCGGGGUCUGUGCCCACGGAAAGUGCACCAACCUAGAAGGCUCCUUCAGAUGCUCUUGUGAGCAGGGCUAUGAGGUCACCUCAGAUGAGAAGGGCUGCCAAGAUGUGGACGAGUGUGCCAACCGGGCCUCAUGCCCCACAGGCCUCUGCCUCAACACAGAGGGCUCCUUCACCUGCUCUGCCUGCGAGAGUGGGUACUGGGUGAAUGAAGACGGCACUGCCUGUGAAGACCUAGAUGAGUGUGCCUUCCCGGAAGUCUGCCCCUCGGGAGUCUGCACCAACACGGCUGGCUCCUUCUCCUGCAAGGACUGUGAUGGGGGCUACCGGCCCAGCCCCCUGGGUGACUCCUGUGAAGAUGUGGAUGAGUGUGAAGACCCCCAGAGCAGCUGCCUGGGAGGGGAAUGCAAGAACACCGCAGGCUCCUACCAGUGCCUCUGUCCCCAGGGCUUCCAGCUGGCCAAUGGCACCCUGUGUGAGGAUGUGAACGAAUGCAUGGGGGAGGAGCACUGCGCACCCCACGGCGAGUGCCUCAACAGCCACGGGUCUUUCUUCUGUCUGUGCGCACCCGGCUUCGUCAGCGCAGAGGGGGGCACCAGCUGCCUGGAUGUGGACGAGUGUGCCGCCACAGACCUGUGUCUAGGAGGGCACUGUGUCAACACCGAGGGCUCCUUCAACUGUCUGUGUGAGACUGGCUUCCAGCCCUCCCCAGAGAGUGGAGAGUGUGUGGAUAUCGACGAGUGUGAGGACUACGGAGACCCGGUGUGUGGCGCCUGGAAGUGUGAAAACAGCCCUGGCUCCUACCGCUGUGUUCUGGGCUGCCAGCCUGGCUUCCACAUGGCCCCGAACGGAGACUGCAUUGACAUAGACGAGUGCACCAAUGACACCAUGUGUGGCAGCCACGGUUUCUGUGACAACACUGACGGCUCCUUCCGCUGCCUCUGUGACCAGGGCUUCGAGAUCUCUCCCUCAGGCUGGGACUGUGUAGACGUGAACGAGUGUGAGCUUAUGCUGGCGGUGUGUGGGGCCGCACUCUGUGAGAAUGUGGAGGGCUCCUUCCUGUGCCUCUGCGCCAGUGACCUGGAGGAGUACGAUGCCCAGGAGGGGCACUGCCGCCCACGGGGGGCUGGAGGUCAGAGUAUCCCUGAGGCCCCAACGGGGGACCAUGCCCCGGCCCCCACCCGCAUGGACUGCUACUCUGGGCAGAAUGGCCAUGCGCCCUGCUCCAGCGUCCUGGGCCAGAACACCACGCAGGCUGAAUGCUGCUGCACCCAGGGUGCUAGCUGGGGAGAAGCCUGUGACCUCUGCCCGUCUGAGGACUCAGCUGAAUUCAGCGAGAUCUGCCCGAGUGGAAAAGGCUACAUUCCUGUGGAAGGAGCCUGGACGUUUGGACAGACCAUGUACACAGAUGCGGAUGAGUGUGUGAUAUUCGGGCCUGGCCUCUGCCCGAACGGCCGGUGCCUCAACACCGUGCCUGGCUAUGUCUGCCUGUGCAAUCCCGGCUUCCACUACGAUGCUUCCCACAGGAAGUGUGAGGAUCAUGAUGAGUGCCAGGACCUGGCCUGUGAGAAUGGCGAGUGCGUCAACACGGAGGGCUCCUUCCACUGCUUCUGCAGCCCCCCACUCACCCUGGACCUCAGCCAGCAGCGCUGCAUGAACAGCACCAGCAGCACGGAGGACCUCCCUGAUCACGACAUCCACAUGGACGUCUGCUGGAAAAAAGUCACCAAUGAUGUAUGCAGUGAACCCCUGCGUGGGCACCGCACCACCUACACGGAAUGCUGCUGCCAGGACGGCGAGGCCUGGAGCCAGCAGUGUGCUCUGUGUCCCCCCAGGAGCUCUGAGGUCUAUGCUCAGCUGUGCAACGUGGCUCGCAUUGAGGCAGAGCGGGAGGCCGGGGUCCACUUUCGGCCAGGCUAUGAGUAUGGCCCCGGGCCUGAUGACCUGCACUACAGCAUCUAUGGCCCAGACGGGGCCCCCUUCUACAACUACCUGGGCCCUGAAGACACCGUGCCUGAGCCUGCCUUCCCCAACACAGCCGGCCACCCAGGGGACCACACACCCAUCCUUGAGUCUCCUUUGCAGCCCUCAGAACUCCAGCCCCACUACGUGGCCAGCCAUCCAGAGGCCCCAGCCGGCUUCGAAGGGCUUCAGGCAGAGGAGUGCGGCAUCCUGAACGGCUGUGAGAAUGGCCGCUGUGUGCGCGUGCGGGAGGGCUACACCUGCGACUGUUUUGAGGGCUUCCAGCUGGAUGCGGCCCACAUGGCCUGCGUAGAUGUGAAUGAGUGUGAUGACUUGAACGGGCCUGCUGUGCUCUGUGUCCACGGUUACUGCGAGAACACAGAGGGCUCCUACCGCUGCCACUGCUCCCCGGGAUAUGUGGCCGAGGCAGGCCCCCCCCACUGCACUGCCAAGGAGUAGCAGUCAGUGGUCAGUGUGGCAACUACUUGGAAAUGGCCUCCAGUCACAGGCAGGGGCCUUGAGGAUGAUUUCCUAGCUGGGAAGACACUGCGACAUCAGGCCAGACGUUCCCAAUCAGCCUUGCCUGCUUUCAUCUCUCCCAGCUUAGCCUCUGGCUGUAAGCUUCGGUCACUGCCUCCAUGCCCUUGCUUGGCUCAAGCACCACCAAUCACUUUAAUGCUUCAGCCACCACAUGAGGCCUUGUCCACCACCUUUCCUGGCCUUGCUAUUGGAUGCUUAACAAAGGAUGGCCCUCAUCCACCCUCCCAAGCUGUGCAAGCAUGCAAGGCCCUGUGGCCUCACACUGCAGACACCCCUUUCCAGCCACAAUCCACCAUCAUCCUGAUGAUCCCACAACUGGGACAGAGGCUACAUCUGCCCUAGGGAGGUCCUUCAAAAUCUGUGGAGCAAGAAAGGAUUUGGGGAAGCUUGGGGACUGACUCCAGCGCCUCCCAAGAACCAUCACCACCACUCAGCCAAUCUGUUCUGGGCCCUGAUUUUGCCACACCUCCAACCUGUAGCCCAUUCUCUGACCCCAAGGAGUGGCAGAAGAUCCCUUCACUCAGAGAAGCAAGACUGAUAUUAGCUUGUUGAGUGUAAGAGACACAAAUGAAGAACAAAGACCUGGGGAAAGCAGCAAGAGGACAUUAUGAAAAAUAUGUGGAGUUGAUAAGAAAGGGGAGCCAAGGCUUUAUAUGUCUAAAGAAAAUAUUCAGUAGCUGUAAACAUUCAAAAUCCGCCCAGUGAUAGCCCUUGUGCACCAGCAGCAAGGGCUGCCACGGGACAGAGGACCCAUCUACAAAGACCUCUGUUACAUAAACACUGCUUCUUACAGGAAACAAACCUCUUCUGGGCUCUCCUUUUGUGAAAACCAGUUUGAUGUGCUAAAAGUAAAAAGUCUAUUUUCUAGUGUGGUCUUGUUCAGAAGAAGCCAGAUUUCCAAUAUUGUUUUUCCCCUCUACUCAGAAGCCCCUGCCCCUUCCCUUCAGAAAAUGAUGGCAGGCAUUCCUCUGAGUUUACAAGCAGAGACUCACACCAACCCAAACUAGCUGGGAGUUCAGAACCAUGGUGGAAUAAAGAAAUGUACAUCUGGUCUCUUCUGUUCUUGUUUUUAUUUCAUAUCAAAUCAAAUUUCUUUACCAUGUUGGCUAAGUCUAAAUAUUAGAGACAAAGCUGUGCCUACUCCCUGGCCAGCUCUGCUGAUAGCCUAUGAUAGAUUCCAAUGGGAAAUUACUCUUUACUACUAAAAGACAAGGAAAGCUCUGACUUUGCACUUCUCCGAUGAAUGGCAAUGUAAAUGAACAAGGCUCCAUGUGACUGGAGCAUGGAAGUGAAUGCUACUUUCUUAAUUUAAUCUGCCCUAGCCUACCUGCUCCUCUGAUUAUUAGCCAUCACAUAACUUAUUGAAUGCUUGCCAUGUGCCAGGCACUGUGCUGAGUGCUAUACAUACAUUUCAUUUAAUUAUCCAAUAAUCCUACUUACUAUUGUUUAUUCUCAAUUUACAGGUGAGGAAACUGAGACACAGAAAGCUUAAAUAAUUUGCUCUAUGCCCCUAUACUAAUUGAGAUGUUUUCAGCAGACAAAACUAAAUCACUCUUACACAUGUAAAAAUAUUCUUUCACUCAUAAUAAAAGAAAUGCAACUUAAAAUCAUACUGAGAUCCUUUUUAAAACUGUCAGAUUGGCAAAUAUCAAAAAGCUUGUUAAGACUCCUAGCUGGCAAGCAUGUGGGAAAUAGGCACUCUCAUAAUAGCUGCCAGAAGUACAUAUUGAAGAGGGCAAUAUGGCAAUGCCCUUCAAAAUUAUAAAAGCACUAAUUCUUUGAUCCAGUAAUUUCCACUUCUAGGAACUUAACCUUCAGAUAUAUUUUCACCAGAUAUAAAAUGACAUAUAAGAAGUUAUCACUGCAUCAUUUGUAAUAGCAAAAGAUUAGAAACAAUUAAUUGCUAUGGAACCCUUAAAAAAGGUGGCUGUAAAUUCCUUAAGAAAGAUAUCCAAAACAAAUUAAGGGAAAAAGGGGGUUGCAUAACAGCGUGUAACAUAACACUGUCUGUCUAAAGAAUGGGGAAAAAGAAGCGGUUGUCUGUUCACCUCAUCCUUGCCACUUCGCCUUAUACCUCACCAUUCAGAGAACUUCUUACCAUCCCCCAAAUAUAUCCUGCUGGCACUACACCUUCAUAACUGCUGUUCCCACUGCCCCCACAACACUCCAAUCUUCGCCUUCCUGCCCAACCUUGAGAUAUUGCAUGCAUAUGUACGUAUUUCCUUUGUUUAAAACACAAAUAGCAUACUAUGCAUGCUGUUCUGCACUUUGCUUUUUUUUUUUUUGGCUUUAUACUUGCAAGUAGAGCUGCCUCAUUUCAUUUUAUAGCUGUAUACUAUUCCAUUGAAUGGAUAAACCAUUAAUUUAUUUAAUCAGUCCCUUACUGACAGACAUUUCCAUUGUUUUCUUUUGCUAUAAAUAAUGCUGUAAUGAAUAUUCUUGUGCAUAUUUCACAUUAAUUUAUGGGAUUAUAUCUGCAGGAUAAAUUCUUAGAAACAAUGGUGGUUUGUGGGAAGGAUGACAGGGUGGAUAGGUACAGGAUUGGGAGACUUUUCACUGUAUCUCCUUUUGUAUUCUUUUGAAUUUUGUACCAUAUGUAUCACCUAUUCAAAAAAAAUAAAAUAUUUUUAAAUACA
Messenger RNA from Cercocebus atys (sooty mangabey), 8588 nucleotides. RefSeq names its product latent transforming growth factor beta binding protein 2 (gene LTBP2). The coding region runs from base 388 to 5871 and encodes 1827 amino acids. The record is from RefSeq and is a predicted model, not a curated record. The transcript has 36 exons. Gene Ontology annotation, molecular function: calcium ion binding. NCBI's taxonomy places the organism in Eukaryota, Metazoa, Chordata, Mammalia, Primates, Cercopithecidae.